CCAUUUGCUUCCCCCUCCUAAGAAAAAAACAGAGAGAAAAAAUAUAUACACUUCUCAUUUCAGUGAGUACUGAUGAAAGCCAACCAGAAAUACUUAUUAAAAAAAAAAAAAUUCAAGUAGCUACAACUCUAUGACAGAGCAAGGUAGAAGAGAACCCACCACUUUACACCUUCCAAUUAAACACCUCCCUAAGCAACCUCAGCCCCUUUAUGCCUCAUAUCAAUCCAUGUACUUUUCAGUGUCUAUAACUUAAAUAUAUAUAGGCUAUCAGUUCUACUUUGUUUCAAAAGUCCAUAUAUACUUUCAAUUCUUCCUCUUUUUUGCAAUUUGAGUUUUCCUUCAAAUUAAGCUUGGCUGGAGAGUAAAUCUGAGGUGGUGGUGGUAGUGUAAUGGAACAAGCAAGGUACUGGAUGUGGGCAAAGCGCAAGCACAACAGUUUGAGCUCAUCUCAGCAUGAUCAUCUUCAAGUGCCAAUUAGCAAUCCAUCAAACGAUGAUUCGUGGGAAGAACAAGCUUUCGCGGAAGAUGCGGCCGGGCCUCUUGGAGGGUGCAUAUGGCCUCCGAGAUCUUACUCUUGCAGCUUUUGCAGGAGAGAGUUCCGUUCAGCUCAAGCUCUAGGCGGCCACAUGAAUGUCCACAGGAGAGACAGGGCUAGACUAAAGCAGUCUCCAAAUGAUGAAACUGCCCUCCAAAAUCAUCAUCAUCCGGAUGAUCAUUCUGUCCAAAAUCAUAAUCCCUUCUCCUCUUCAUCUUUGGGUAGUUUUCAAUACCCAUCUCAUCAAGUUUGUGCCUUGGCUUACAACCCUAAUAACCCUAGUUCCGAUCCCGGUGCUACUAUUGCAUCCUCAUCACCAUCCUCAGGUUCUAGGGUUUCAGCUCAAUUACCAUGUAAAGAAAAUUGUGCUGACCAAACCCUGAAGAUCCUACCUUCUUCUUCUGCUUCUGUAUCUUUUCCUCAAUCUUGGUCAAUCUUGGGCACAAACAGAAAUAAUUAUGAUAAAUCUGUUGCAAGGAAUAUUAUUGAAGCAGAGAAGAUUUCAGGAGCUGUGGAAUCUGGGUGUAGGGCUAAGGGUGAUCACCAUGUCACAAGUACUACUGAUCUUCACAAUUUGUCUGUGAGUUUGAAUUUGGUUGUUCGCUGUGCUCGUCCAUCCGUCUCAGAUGAUGAGGAUGAAGCUAUAAUUAGUUGCAAGAGAAGAAGAACGGAAGACGUCCCGUCAUCGAUACCUUUCUUCCUAAAAUCAGGUUCUGUUGAUAAAGUACAUCAUCUCCAAUCAGAAGGGUUUGAACUUAGCUGCACCAGCUGCACCAGCUCUAUAGAGGACUUAGAUCUUGAGCUCAGGCUCGGUGACCGACCUAAGGUAAUUAAAGUUGAUAAAUAGCAGAGGCUCAUCAUCAACUGCUGAUCAUAUAUAGACAUAUUACUUUGACCUUUUGUUCACUGUUUGAUGAGUUCCUUCUUUAUUUGCACCUUUUUUUUUUUCCUCUUUCAUCUUGAGGCUCAAGGCUUCACUCUUCGCUUAAAUUGAUUUGAUCUAUUGGCUUUCUUGGAGUGCUUAUGCAUUUGUGUAAGGUGUAACAAAAACCAUAUGGGAAUCACAGAAAAGGAUGAAAUUAAGAUUCGUCUUUGUUGAUAAUCACAAUGCAUCUCAGCUUAUUAUUUUAA
This is a messenger RNA of Prunus avium (sweet cherry), 1666 nucleotides long. It is a transcript of the gene ZFP10, whose product is annotated as zinc-finger protein 10. NCBI's taxonomy places the organism in Eukaryota, Viridiplantae, Streptophyta, Magnoliopsida, Rosales, Rosaceae. The record is from RefSeq and is a predicted model, not a curated record.